This is a messenger RNA of Anthonomus grandis grandis, 3728 nucleotides long. Its product is annotated as importin-7. Gene Ontology annotation, molecular function: small GTPase binding. Gene Ontology annotation, biological process: protein import into nucleus. Bases 118 to 3249 code for a protein of 1043 amino acids. Lineage: Eukaryota; Metazoa; Arthropoda; Insecta; Coleoptera; Curculionidae. Gene Ontology annotation, cellular component: nuclear envelope; cytosol. The transcript has 18 exons. The record is from RefSeq and is a predicted model, not a curated record.
GUCAUUUUUGAUAAUCUGUCAAAAAUUGCGGUCGAGCCGGAGCUUCUUGUGAAAUUAUCGUAAAAUUAAAGAAAAACAGGGAAAAAUUCGAAGCGGUUUAGGAGAAAAACCCUCAAAAUGGAUAUUCGUAAGGUGACGGAUUUGUUGCGGUCCACCAUCGACCCCAACCAGCGACAACAGGCCGAAAGCCAACUGGAUCAGAUUCACAAGAUAAUCGGAUUUGCUCCGGCCCUUUUACAAGUCAUCAUGAUGACUGAUUGUGAUAUGCCUGUGCGGCAAGCAGGUGCUAUAUAUUUGAAAAACUUGGUUUUAUCCAACUGGCAAGACCGAGAAGCGGAAAAUGGUCAACCGGUGCCGUUCGCUUUACACGAACAAGACCGGGCAUUAAUCAGGGACAGUAUUGUGGAUGCGGUGGUGCACGCUCCCGAUUUAAUUAGAACGCAACUGUGCACCUGCGUACACAUUAUGGUCAAACAUGAUUUUCCUGGAAGGUGGACCCAAAUUGUCGAUAAAAUAAGCGUUUAUCUUUCAAAUCCUGACCCGAGCGGAUGGCACGGGGCUCUCCUGAGUCUUUAUCAAUUGGUAAAGAAUUUCGAGUAUAAAAAGGCUGAAGAAAGGGCCCCACUGCAUGAGGCCAUGAACUUGUUGUUGCCCCAGCUGUAUCAGCUAGAGAUUAGGUUAUUGCCGGAUUCCUCAGAACAGUCUGUGCUACUGCAAAAGGAGGGGUUGAAAAUUUACUUUGCCCUCACACAGUAUAUUUUACCUUUGGACUUGAUUAGUAAGGAAACUUUUGCACAAUGGAUGGAGGUUUGUAGACAGGUAAUAGAAAGAGCAGUACCCCCUGCAGCACUUCAACCAGACGAGGACGAAAGACCCGACUUGCCGUGGUGGAAAUGCAAAAAAUGGGCCCUCCACAUACUUUAUCGCAUGUUUGAGAGGUACGGAUCUCCCGGUCAUGUGUCUAAGGAAUACAACGAUUUUGCAGAAUGGUACCUGCAAACGUUCAGUACUGGUAUUUUGGAGGUGCUACUGAGGGUACUGGACGGGUAUAGGGGUGGACACUGGGUGCCGCCCAGGGUACUGCAACAGACUUUAAAUUAUCUUAAUCAAGCCGUAUCUCACGCUCACACGUGGCGCAUAUUAAAACCGCACAUGCCCGCGAUAAUUCAGGACGUCCUCUUUCCCCUGAUGAGUUACUCGGCGGAAGACCACGAACUGUGGACGGUCGAUCCGCACGAGUACAUCCGCGUGAAAUUCGACGUGUUCGAGGACUUCGUGUCGCCGGUCACUGCCGCCCAGACCCUCCUACAUUCUGCGUGUAAGAAACGCAAGGAAAUGCUGAACAAAACGAUGGCGAUGCUGACCCAGGUGCUGACGAAUCCCGCGACGGAGGCCCCCCAGAAGGACGGCGCCCUUCACAUGGUCGGCUCGUUGGCCGACGUCUUUUUAAAGAAGAAAGUUUAUAAGGAGCAACUGGAUCAGUUGUUUAUCAAAUACGUGUUUCCGGAGUUUAAUAGCGAACGGGGCCAUAUGAGGGCGAGGGCCUGCUGGGUGCUGCAUUAUUUUGCCGAGUUUAACUUUAAACAGGAAAAUGUAUUAAUUGAAGCAGUAAACCUGACCAUCAGAGCCCUGCUAUUCGACAAAGACCUGCCGGUUAAAGUGGAGGCCGCCAUUGCGUUGCAAUCUCUAUUGAACUACCAAGAAAGAAGCCACAAGUACAUUGAAACACAGGUGAAACAAAUCGCGUUAGAAUUGCUCACGAUAAUACGGGAAACGGAGAACGAGGACGUGACCGGGGUGAUGCAGAAGUUGGUGUGCGUGUUCACGCAACAGUUGGCCCCGAUCGCGGUCGAGAUUUGUCAACAUUUGACGAGCACGUUCACGCAAGUGCUCGACACCGACGAGGGGUCGGACGAGAAGGCGAUCACGGCGAUGGGGCUGCUCAACACCGUCGAGACUCUCUUGACGGUGAUGGACGAGCAGCCGGAGGUGAUGAGGAUGCUCGAGCCGACCGUUUUGCAAGUUAUUGCCCAGGUACUUCAAAACGAAGUCCAAGACUUCUACGAAGAAAUCCUCUCUCUAAUCUACGACUUGACUAGCAAACAGAUUUCUCCGGACAUGUGGAAAGUGUUCGAACUGGUCUACCAGGUAUUUAUGAAAAACGGGAUAGACCACUUCACGGACAUGAUGCCCGCCCUUCACAACUACAUCACCGUCGACACCGCCGCCUUUUUAUCGGACGAAAAACGUCUUCUGGCCAUUUACAAUAUGUGCAAAGAGGUGCUGACCAAAGAUAACGGCGAAGACCCGGAGGCACACGCCGCCAAACUACUUGAGGUGGUUUUACUGCAAUGCAGAGGAAAAAUCGAUCAGGCGGCUCCCCAAUUGGUUGAGUUAGCGGCCACCAGACUACUAAGAGAAGUAAAAACGUCCGAACUAAGAACCAUGUGUUUACAGGUCCUUAUCGCGGCGCUAUACUACGACCCCCAACUCCUCUUCGGGGUGCUACAGAAAAUGCCCGACUUCACCAAUCAUUUUAUCAAACAGUGGCUGCACGACACCGACUGUUUCCUGGGCAUUCACGAUCGGAAAUUGUGCGUUUUGGGGCUGUGCACCCUGAUCGGUUUGGGACAAAAACCGCCCGUUUUAAUCGAAAUGGCCCCGAAAAUUGUGCCCUCGUUGAUUCUGCUGUUCGACGGACUGAAGAGGGCGUACGCGGCCAAAGCGCAGGCGGAAGCGGAGGAGGAGGAGAGCGACAGUGAGGACGCGGAUCUUGGAGAGGAUGUCCUUAGCUCGGACGAGGACGAACUGGACGACGAGGGUCAAGACUACCUCGAAACUUUAGGCAAAAAAGCGUUAGCGGCCGGAGAAGCUGCCGGUAUGCAAGUGACGGCGACAAUAAACGAUCUCGAGGACGGAUCCGAUGACGAGGACUCUGAUUACGAGCCGAAUGAAGAAACCGUAUUGGAAACUUACGGUACGCCGAUUGACGAGGAGGAUUGCGACGUCGACGAGUAUUUGGCCUUUAAACAAGUGAUGACCAGUAUACAAACUAGGGAGCCCGAAUGGUACGCCGCCCUGACGGCGAAUUUAACGGAGCAACAGUUGAAAACUUUAAACGAGGUGGUGGUGUUGGCGGAACAGAGGGCCGCCGCCAGGGAAAGUAAAAGGAUCGAGCAACAAGGAGGUUACAUGUUUACCCAACAAGCAGUACCGACCAGUUUCAAAUUUGGCGAUGGAAAAUCGUGAAAGUGAGUGCCUCAAUGGGCAGAAUAAAAAAGUGGACAUUUUUUAAAAAAUAAAUAAAUAAUUCUUUUUUAAGGCAUAUACACAAAAAAACAAUCUCGCGCCGCCGCAUUUUUUCAUAACUUAAUCCAGCAGCAGCAGCAUAAUGUCGUCGUGUAUAUUAAGUGUGUUACACUACUGUUAUCAUAUUAAUAAUUUUUAAUGUGACUGAAUGUUAAUAAAAUUGACUCUCAAAUGAUUAUAAAAAAAAACAUAUUUAUUGGUGGUUUUUUUCGGUAUUUAAUCGUUCAGUGUCGCUGUACCGGGUCUCCGUUGAAUUAUUGAAAUUCCUUUUUUGCUUAUUAUUUUCUUUGGCAGACGGGUGUGUCGUGUCGCAAUUUAGGAUAACCAAUUGAAUAUACUUGUUAUUUUUGUAUACAAAAUGCUCCGUUAGGGUACUUUAAAUUAUUGUUUUAUUGCAUUUAAUAAAAUAUUUUGCUUCA